GGGAACGUGGUGCUGUGGAAGCCCAGCGACACUGCCCUGCUCUCCAGCUACGCCGUCUACAGGAUCCUCCUGGAGGCCGGGCUCCCUCCCAGCAUCGUGCAGUUCGUGCCAGCGGAUGGGCCCGUGUUUGGAGACACCGUCACGAGCUCCGAGCACUUCUGCGGGCUCAACUUCACCGGCAGCGUGCCAACUUUCAAGCGGCUGUGGAAGCAGGUAUCAGAAAACCUGGAUCACUACCGCAACUUCCCACGUCUGGCUGGAGAGUGUGGAGGGAAGAACUUCCACCUGGUGCACAGCUCGGCCGACGUGGGCAGCGUGGUGAACGGGACCCUGCGCUCGGCCUUCGAGUACGGCGGCCAGAAAUGCUCCGCCUGCUCCCGCCUCUACGCCCCGGCCUCGCUGUGGCCCCAGAUCAAAGAGAAGCUGCUGGAGGAGCACGGGAAGAUCAAAGUGGGAGAUCCCACCCAGGACUUCGGGACGUUUUUCUCUGCAGUGAUUGAUGACAAGUCUUUUGCACGGAUAAAGAAGUGGAUCGAGCACGCCAAGAAGUCACCCAACCUCACCAUCCUGGCAGGAGGCGGCUGCGACGACAGCGUCGGGUACUUCAUCGAGCCGUGCAUCGUGGAGAGCAAAGAGCCACAGGAUCCCAUCAUGAAAGAGGAGAUCUUUGGCCCCAUCCUCACGGUUUACGUCUACCCGGACAAGCAGUACAAGGAGGUCCUGGAGCUCAUCGACACCACCACACCCUACGGCCUCACGGGGGCGGUCUUCGCCCAGGAGAAGAGGAUCAUCGAGGAGGCCAGGAGCUUCCUGCGCAACGCGGCCGGCAAUUUCUACAUCAACGACAAGUCGACGGGCUCCAUCGUGGCUCAGCAGCCCUUCGGAGGCUCCCGCAUCUCAGGCACUAAUGACAAACCUGGUGGCCCCCACUACAUCCUGCGCUGGACGUCCCCUCAGGCCAUCAAAGAAACCCACGUGCCCUUGACAGACUGGCGCUAUGCCUACAUGCAGUGA
Molecule: messenger RNA, 1014 nt
Organism: Nestor notabilis (Kea)
Lineage: Eukaryota; Metazoa; Chordata; Aves; Psittaciformes; Psittacidae
Gene: ALDH4A1
Product: aldehyde dehydrogenase 4 family, member A1
Exons: 8
Molecular function (GO): L-glutamate gamma-semialdehyde dehydrogenase (NAD+) activity
Source: RefSeq, a predicted model, not a curated record